CCGUGGUGUCAUGGCGUUUUACAUGAAUGGGUCUAGGUUUAGCGCAAAAUAACCAGUGUUAAUUGGGCGGCUGUCUGCAGCUCACCAGCAAGAUAAUACAUCAUUCUCAAAGGAACGAAAUCAAGAGACUAAUAUGGGGACUGUCCACGCCAGGAGCCUCGAUCCGCUACCGAUGCAUGGACCCGAACUCGGGAUUCACACCGAUGAAGUAGAAGUCGUGGACGUGGAGCCACAGACAAAACAAGAAAUUCUUGAAAAUAAAGAUGUUGUAGUCCAACAUGUGCAUUUUGAUGGCCUGGGAAGAACUAAAGAGGACAUCUUGGGGUUUGAAAUAGCAGAUGUCUUCAAUGCCAAAAACUUUAUCGAUGUGAUGCAGAAGUCCCAUGAAGCUCGGCAGAAGCUGCUACGCCUGGGUAUCUUCAGGGAAGUGGAGGUUGUCAUCGACACCUCACAAGGCGAGGACGCUCUGCCCAAUGGCCUUGACAUCACAUUUGAGGUGGUGGAGCUGAGGCGGAUGACAGGAAGCUACAACACUAUGGUCGGAAACAACGAAGGGAGCAUGGUGCUGGGCCUCAAGCUGCCCAACUUACUCGGCCGGGCGGAGAAGCUCACCUUCCAGUUCUCCUAUGGCACCAAGGAGACGUCGUACGGUCUCUCCUUCUUCAAGCCUCAGCCUGGACACUUUGAACGCAGCUUUUCACUCAACUUGUACAAAGUCACAGGCCAGUUUCCUUGGAGCUCGCUGAGAGAGACGGACCGUGGCAUCUCCACAGAUUUCAAUUUCCCCAUCUGGAAGACCAAUCACACACUGAAGUGGGAGGGCGUGUGGAGGGAGCUGGGCUGUCUGGCACGCACCACCUCCUUCGCUGUCCGAGAAGAGAGCGGCCACACGCUGAAGUCCUCCCUCUCGCAUGCCAUGGUCAUUGACACCAGGAACUCUGCUAUCCUCCCUAAGAAAGGUGCCUUGCUGAAGAUAAACCAGGAGCUGGCCGGCUACACAGGGGGGGACGCCAGCUUCCUGAAGGAGGACUUCGAGCUUCAGCUGAACAAGCAACUCAUCUUUGAUUCAGUGCUGUCUGCCUCUCUCUGGGGGGGUCUGCUCCUGCCCAUUGGAGAGAAACCCACAAGUAUCGCCGACAGGUUCUAUCUGGGCGGUCCCACCAGCGUGAGGGGGUUCAGCAUGUACAGCAUCGGGCCUCAGAGUGAAGGUCUUACAGGUGACUACCUGGGCGGGGAGGCCUACUGGGCAGGCGGAGUCCACCUCUACACCCCUCUCCCCUUCCGCCCGGUGCAGGGCGGAUUUGGGGACCUUUUCAGGACACACUUCUUCCUUAAUGCAGGCAACCUGUGUAACCUCAACUACGGUGAGGGGCCACGGGCUCACCUGCAGAAGCUGGCGGAGUGCAUCCGCUGGUCCUACGGAGCAGGCAUUGUGCUGCGCCUAGGAAACAUUGCCCGCCUGGAGCUCAACUACUGCAUUCCUAUGGGGGUCCAGAGUGGAGACAGAAUAUGUGAUGGUGUCCAGUUUGGAGCAGGAAUCCGAUUCCUGUGAUGUCAUCAGCCCCCCCGAGGUCCCACAGAAAAGUACUGUGGGAAGCGGAUAAAUUUUUCACACUUUUUUUAUGUUGUACUGAGUGGAACACUCCCAGAGAGGCCCAGAGCACUCUUGGCCCUUAAAGGCCACACACCGUCCAUGUGGUUUUGGCUCAGCGCCACCCCUUCCUGUAACUCUGCCCAAUCACGUACGUUUUCUGUUGAAACAAACCAAUCAGAUGAUGAUGCGGGGACACCAGGACCUCUGCACUUUCCACCCCCUACAGCCAGUCCAGGAUCAGCUCACUGAACCUUUGUCCUUACCCAGGCACUGUCUGAAACUGAUCCAGAAUCAUUCCUAGAGGGCAGCAUCUAUCCCAACCCAGGCGCCCAGCACCAGGACUGCAGCCCCUCUGGGCCAGUAGAGUAGACCCCACAUGUGAUCCACCAUCAGUGCUCUUAUAUGAAGUAAUAUAUGAAUGUUGUUUGAACAGUAAUGCACACUAAUAAAUUCUCUUU
Megalops cyprinoides (Indo-Pacific tarpon) is the source of this 2052-nucleotide messenger RNA. It is a transcript of the gene samm50l, whose product is annotated as sorting and assembly machinery component 50 homolog, like. Lineage: Eukaryota; Metazoa; Chordata; Actinopteri; Elopiformes; Megalopidae. The transcript is spliced from 15 exons. The coding region runs from base 134 to 1552 and encodes 472 amino acids. The record is from RefSeq and is a predicted model, not a curated record. Gene Ontology annotation, cellular component: outer membrane; SAM complex. Gene Ontology annotation, biological process: mitochondrial respiratory chain complex assembly; protein insertion into mitochondrial outer membrane.